Molecule: messenger RNA, 4358 nt
Organism: Dermacentor albipictus
Lineage: Eukaryota; Metazoa; Arthropoda; Arachnida; Ixodida; Ixodidae
Source: RefSeq, a predicted model, not a curated record
AGAAGCAGAGGGAGCGCGGAUCGCUGCGCGCCAUCCGUUGAGCCUAGCUCGAGAGCUCGCUCCAAGCAAGCCUUUUUUCGCCUCUUUCAAGAUGGAACCGCGCCGGAAAAAAGUGAAUUGUGCCCAGUGCACUUAGCGGUCGAUCGCUGACAGCGCCGCGUCAGUGAAGUCAGGAUACUGUCCGUCCCCGUGCGUGGCGGCCCAUGUGUCCUUCAAACGAGCGCCCGGCCAGGCGCCGGUCCGGCAGGCGGCCGAGCUGAAGAAUCUGUCGAGCCAGCGGCCCUUCGUCGUGGUUCGUCAUGAGUUCGGAUCAGCACGUGGGGCAGCCGCAGCGGACGCCACUCGUGCCGCUCGACGAUAAGAGCCAGAGCGAGCCCCGGCUCGAGCCUCCGCCCGCGUCGCUGGGUUCGAUGAGUGCACUGAGCAGCCAAACAGAGCACAAGAGCCGCGAGCCGCUGGAGCCACCGCUGGUCGAGUAUGGCGACAUCCGGAGACCAUCCAUCAGCGUCAACGAGGGUGAGCUGGGCAGCCAGCCACCGCUCGGCGAGCAUCCGCGCAAGAGCAUCGGCAGCGUCGACUACGGCGACCCAGGGCCCGAGAAGUCCGAGAAGGAAGACAUGCUCACGCCCAUGCCCCCUGUGGCGGGGGACAACGUGGACAUCGCGAAAGAUCAAUUGGAGGGCGGAUGGAACUCUGAAGAGGCCCCCAAGGCUGCUGCCGCGCCUAUGUCUACGAUGCGGGUGCCUCUGGACGCGCGCGGAGAGGAAGAGCAACGUCAGCCUGAAGCAGCUCCGCCACAGCCACAACCGGAGCCACUACCUUUCGUACCGACUGAAGAGAAGCCGCCGCCACCACCAGCAGCAUCCUCAGAAGGUAAGAAGGAGAGUCAUUCGGCUACCACCACGGGCACCACUACUGGCUCCUCGUCGGAGGGCUCGGAGAGCGAGACAUCGACUAGUGGCUCUAGCAGCACGGGUACUAGCAGCAGCGGUACAACUAGUUCCACUAGUUCGACUGGUUCUAGUAGCACGAGUGGCAGCACCAGUACCAGCGGCACUAGCAGCAGCACGACUGGUACCACAACUGCCACGAACACUCGAACGACCAAGAGCAAGCCGGAACCGCAGGAUAAGGCGGCAAAAGCAGCAGUCGCUCCAGCGCCUGCAGUGCCGGCACAGGCGGCUGCCACGGGUCAGCCGUCGCAAAAGCCACCUGGAGAAGUGAAAGCGCCCUCUUCGUCGGAAUCCUCGUCCGGUUCUAGCUCUGGUAGUGACUCCGAAAGCAGUGAGUCCGGUUCGUCGUCAGCAGAAACUGCAGCUCAAAAAGAUGAAGAGAAGCAACCACUCCUGCCCAAGCAACAAGCACCGUUGACAGAGGGAAAGAAGCCUGAAGGAGAGGGCAAAUCCAGUGUAACUUCACCAACCAGUGCCUCGUCAGGCCCGUCUGGCCCGACAUCGGGAUCAACGUCAGGCCCAUCUUCUGGCCCCACAUCUGGUCCAACGUCGGGACCAACGUUGGGUCCGACAGCAGCAAAGAAGAGAGCGCCCUCAUUACCACCACCUAAGCACCCGCCCGUGCCUCCAGGUGGACUCAGGCCAAAUCGGCCACCUCCGAAGCCGCCACAGCCAAAAGCCCCACCGCCACCUGAGAAACCGCACAAAGGGAGCGGAAAGUUGGGGAACGAUCCUUCAAUGUACGCCGUAUUGAACAACGAAGCGCAUCGAGAUGCCGAGCACAGAAAUAGUCGGAUUCCUUGCUGCCUGCUCGUGGCAAAUAUCGUGGCAGCUCUCAUACUCGUCAUCAUCUCCCAUGCUCUCAUCGUGUACGAUCUCGAACGACGCGCCUCGAUGACCAGUACUACGGCACCCCCUGAAGUGAGGGAACACGAUUAUGUGUGUCGGGAUGUACAGUGCAGUGCAGCUGGCACUCACCUCUUUUACGUGCUGAAUGCAAGUGCUAGGCCUUGCGACAGUAUCUACAACUACGUAUGCAAAAGUUGGAUACACGAGGGGCCUCAGAACUACCGAAAAAUAGUCCUUGGCGCCGAACGCAUCCAUGUUGACAACAUGUACACUGAAAUGAAAAGCGCCCUACUCAGCCAUCAGGCAAUGGCUAGCGAAUCAAUGGCCGUAAGGAAAGCUACUGCACUCUUCAGGCUGUGCUUAGAAGAGCCAAAGAAGCAACCAAAGAAUACAAACCUAAUAUUAGGAGUAUUGAAUGAGUAUGGUCUCUCUUCGUGGCCCUACUCAGAAAGUGCUCCUUUAAAUGCUUUCUCAAGUCCGUACGUAAGCCUCGCGAAGUUUAUCCGCGAUUCCGGUGUCGGCGCGGUUGUGGCUGUGAAAAAGCUACCGGACCCCGAAGAUACUCAUGCUAGACUGUUUGCCAUUGACUGCUCCAGUUUUGUUGUGCCAAUGGGCACGCUCCUGUCUUUUGCGGAACAUAAAAGCGACACUUUGCUCGGUUACAAAGCAUACAUUGCUGACGUCAUAAAAGAAGUGCGACCUCAAAGACAGGACAUAGAGAAGCUGGCCACAACCAUUAUGGCGUUUGAAGUCAACAUGGCACACCGUUGCAACGAAGGAUGUCGCAAGAAAAGGCUUAAGAGGACGACCUUCGGGGAUUUGAAAGCUGAAUUGAACAGCAAAGGUGUGAACUGGGAACAGUUUAUAGACAUUGUGGCUUCAGGCAAUUCAAAUGUUGGGCCGAACAGUCCCGUCCUCGUCCGCUCUGCGCGGUACCUUAAAAGCGUCUCCAUGCUUUUUGAAGACCAGCAAACACUGCGGCGUAUGAUGAGCUAUGUAGGGUGGCGGGUAGUUCAUCACUUUAUGCGGCACGCUGGCGUUCGCUUCCGAAACUUGACAGAGUCGUUCAUGACGGCGAGGCUCAAGGAAGAAAGGUUCCCGUACGACAGAAGCUGUCUCAGAGACGUCAACGAUGUCAUGCCUUUUGCCGUGGGACGCAUCUUCGCUGAGACAGUGUUGUCUCGGGACCGUUUUGAGCACGCCGCGCGGACUGUGACUGCUAUCAUCACAGGUUUUCAGCUCGUGCUCAGAGAGUUUCAGUGGGCCCCUCUGGAUGUGCAAUCCAAAUUCUCUAGAAUGGAAUACAUCGUCAGCUACCCGGAGUGGAUAAAGAAUUUUUCCAGACUGAACGUCUUUUAUGCAGAUGUAAGAACAGACGGAUCGUAUUUCGAACGCUACAUCAGCGCCUCGCGGAAUCGAUAUCAGCGUUACCUCUCUCCACUACCGAGGAUGUCAUACAUGCACCGAAGGCUGGCAGAGUUCAUCUUCCCUUCCCGCAUAGUCGACCUGGAGCGGCGCGUAGGCCCUCCACGCGAGACCAGCUUCUACGACGCUCGCGACAACACGCUCAUCGUGCCGGCUGGCUCCAUGCAGCCGCCUUACUACGACCCUAGGGGUCCCUGGGGUCUCACCUUCGGAGGUCUCGGAACCAUGGUCGCCCGGGACUUCAUCAACGAGAUGUUUCACACGCCCGAAGGAAUCCUAAAAGAUGAUAAGCAAAGGACCACUUUCAAGGACAAGACUCAGUGUCUGCUGGAUCACCUCAAGAAAGGAUUGGACCCGAACGCAAACCCCGGCUGCUCGAGCAUCGUCACGGACGUCUUCGCGCUCCGGGUGGCGUACGAGGCGUACCAGAUCUUUGUCGACGGCAAAGACGAUCAGACGCUCCAGGGCGUCGCGCACAUGACACCGGAGCAGCUUUUUUUCAUCUCGGCCGUGCGAACGCUGUGCACCAGCAUCAGGGAACAGCACUUCGCCCAAGUUGUGCUUCUGCGCAAACCUGUCAUGGAGAUGGAGCUCAUCGACCCCGCCGUGAUGAGCAUGCGAGAGUUUGAGGACGCUUUCGACUGCAAGACGAGCAACAUCACGGCUGGCCAGAACCUGUUCAACAAGUGUUUCUACCCUGCUCAAGCAUCGUGACUGUACGCAUCCCUGCAAGGCGAGCAAGUUCUGGAAUGAAGCAACUUGAGUGAAAGCUUGGGCAUCCACACCGAAACGCCGACUCAGGUGUGUCCUUUGCGGUCGCCUCUAUGUGGUCGCGCGGCUCCGGCUGGCUCGAUGCUCGAAGACGAAAAUGUCUGUGCCUGGACGUUUCUUGCGUCAAUUUUGACCCUCGAACUAUGGCGAAACGUGGCACUGUAAAUAUGUUAAUACAAACAAUCGUACGGGGCCUUCAUCACAUUCUGUUCUUUUUUUUCUUCUUUACAGUUGAGCGGACUGGUUAGCAGGAAGUUUUGUCGUGCGCUUUUUGGAGACUGGCUAGACUCCUUUACCGCAAGUUGUUGUGCAAAAGUUUGUGCGAUGAACUAUUUUUAUUAAAGUCGCACUCUCAAUGUG